AUGUCAAUAUUCUUCGACUUCGAUGUGCAAGAUGGCCGGAUGUUCAGACGGGCGGUGGACCAGGAUAAGUUCGAUAUUGAACGGUUUUGGGAUCGAGAGGAGACACAAACACUUUUUAACGUCGAAGACGUCGGCGCUUUGAUUGAGUUGUCGGUGUUGGCGAUAUGCAUGAUAGACAAAGACAAGUGCGUGCAAGGUUUCCUGGCGUUGAACGACCAUCCGCCUGUGCCCUCGGUCGAUCCCGCCUCCUGGGAGUACUGGAUACGAAACUUAUACAAGAAACACUACUUGUCUCGCAAUACUCUCUUCAUACAUUUUAUAUGUUGCAUGGAUUCAGUGUCAGGAUUUUUCUUGGAGGAAGCUCUAACGUCAGUGUUCAUGAAUGACAGUUACUUACACGACAUUAUCCUUAUCGUACCUCCUGCGUGUAAAGUUGAUUACUUGGAGAAAUACCCGUUGUUUAAGAAACGGCCGGUUCUACGGCGCUGUAUGGCGAGAGAGGAGAAAGUGAGCUGCAUGUAUCUACUCGUCGCUUCUCGUCAGGAUUUCUGUCCCGCGCUUAAAGUGCGGCGCGCUGUAGAAGAGGACAACGACGACAUUGUGGAAAUGCUGCACAAGAAGUGUUCGAAACUGAAGAACAUGUAUGGUGAUUAUUACAUCAGUGAAAUCAUAGCUCGGCACCCGGAAUCGAACCGAAGCGUUAUCGUUGCUGAACAUAUGGAUAAAGUGGUGGGUAUGAUGUGUUUGAAUCCGGAGGUGAAUUACGAGAAAAUGCAGCACACGUACGAAUUGGGCGCCUUUCAUGGACUGCUAUUGGCUAAGCCUUUGGAACGAGAGAAAUUGAGACGGAGUAAUGUUCUGCUUAAAGAGUUUGGGAAUCCUUUAAUGCGCGGCGAAUUGGGUCCUUUUGAUAAUAUCGAGUGUGAAACGAAGUUUGAAACGCAAGAUGACGAACCUAUGUCAAGGAGAGUGUCAGUUGUAGGUGGAACUGCGAGACCGAGCAAGGUAUUAUUUCGUCCGGACCGCAGCCGGCGGCACAGCUAUGACACUGCGCACGGCUCCCACUUGACCAACUCACAAGAGAGCGAAAAGUUGUUCUCCUCUGUACUAUCACUGACUACUAUGGCCAACUACUCCCUACUUCUCCUACUAGACGAUGAACCGUUCGACUAUGACAUUAUCAACAUAGAUCCCCGUGCCAUUUACACUGUACCCGAAAUGAUGUCAUUUACCAAUGACUACGAAUUUGAAUGUGAAAAAUCACAGCCGAAACAGGACCCAGCCCUGGCUGAAGCUGCGCGUAGAAGGGCUUCGAUGGGCGAAUACCAGAAAGGACUCCUCUUCGAAGGGACACCAAAUGCUUUUAGUAUCGAAUUAUUUGGUAUGGAUUCGGCUCUUGUGGAUGAAAGGCGUGCCUAUGACCUUUUACAAGCAGCAUUUGAAAGCUUACCAACUUACGAUUAUUGUAUCAUUCGGAUUCCCACUUCACAAACAAGUUUUGCCCUGCUUCAUCAUUUUGUAUUCGUUCCAACAAAACCGACUAUUUGUUGUCCAUACGCACUGUACGUUGCUAACAGGAAUUCCGUUCUUGGACGAAUGCGGGUACGUCCAGCAGAAUUUGCAGAUAUACCGGGCAUCGCAAAAUUCUUAUGUAACGUGGAUGCUAGAGAGACUAUCUACACUAUUGAGAAGACUAUAGCAAAUAAUCAUACGCAAUGGGCUUAUGUGUUUCUAAGUGGACUGUCUAUUGUUGGAAUUGGUAUUGUAAGCUUACCAGAAAACAUAGAGCUCAUAAGAGCCAAGUUCAUGUUAGACGUGUUUGAACGUCCGAGGUAUCACAUAAGCGGCAACGGUUUAGACGGAGGCUUCUCAAUGUUGAAGACAGCACUGGUCUACCCGGCGUUUGCGCCUCACUACGCCUUUUUCGCCAGGGAGAUGAUGAGAAUGACCGCUAGUACCACGCUGGUGUGGCUUACCGCGUACAGGAACAAAUGGGUAGCGCACAAAGCCAACGGAAUAGCGACUGCAAUGACACCAGUACCCUAUCGGGGGCGAUCUGAUUCCAGGAUCAAGGAAGACCUCAGGCAUGUCUACAACAAGUCUAAGAAAAUAUUAUCGUUCAGCGCUUGGUUCAUAAGCAAGAAAUUGACUAGUAUAUCAAAGCUUAAUGUGGAUACCAGGAUAGUGGUCGUGGGCGCGUCGAGAACUGCUCUUGCUUUUCUCUCCGCUUUGCUGUUUGGGGAUUCAUCAACAUACCUGACAUUCACGAACGUGACACUAGUGUCGACACACGGCUUGCCCUACUCCCGCAACCACAACUCUUCAGCCGAACUGAUGUUCCCGAGAUUCUAUACCACAUCUGGACGGUACCUCAAAAGCACCCCUUUCACCUUCUACGUCAAUACCGUCCACGGAACCAUGGUUGAAAUUAACAAACAAGAUAAGUACAUAAGGACCGACCACGGAGGCAAGGUGUUCUACGACAUGUUGUUCCUGUUGAUUGGUCGUCAGCAUCAACAUCCUAUGUACAUGCGUAGCAUGUCGCUGAGAGAACAAGAAAUUAAGCGCGGACGGAUUCCUCCGUACGUUACUAUGGACAAUCCGUCCUACAUCGAGUCACAGAGAGAGCCGCCCACGGAUUUAAGGAUACCAGAAAAUGUGUUCAUUAUCAACGACAUAUUUGACGCCACAAAAGCGCUCAACUUACUCAAAAAUAGCAUCACUGACUAUCAGAAAUUCACGAUCUGUGUGUACGGAUCAUGCAUCAGCACGUAUUGCUGCAUAUCAGCACUGUUGGACAUCGGCGUAAAUCCUGAGGAUAUAGUCUUCGUGGAGCCUUUCCCCCCGGAAGAUGACACGAAGCCACGAGUACCAGUCUUUUGUAAUGCAAAAGUCGACGAGACAGUGACUGAGUAUCUGAAGAGUACCAAUGUGACUACUCACCGUGGGUACUACUUCCACAGCUGGUACGUAGACGAGGAUGACUUGGUGUACUGUGUGGAGUUCCUCUCACAGUACCAUCUGCUCAAGCUUGAUGUUGAUGCCUUCUUCUAUUAUGGGAAACGGUACAUCAAUGCGCAUGCCUUUGUUGCUAUAAACAGAUGUGGGCUGGCCUACGACGGGGGAAUCCUAAUCGACCAUCAGUUUCGAACCAACAACCCGUCCAUCUACGCGGCCGGGACCGCCACUCGCUACUACCGCAGAUACGACUCGGAAAAUAAACUGCACAAGUUCUAUGAUUCGCGGGAAGUCGGCACAGUAUUGGCAAAACAAGUACGAAACGCUUUAGAUCCCCUAUUUAAAACAUCAGAAACUAGAUCUAAACAGAAUACUACAAAUGAAGAGAGCAAAGAAAGUGAGUCAUGUUCGUCCGCGAGCAGUACAUCGUUGAGCGAACAAUACGGCAAGAAGUGGCUAGUGCCGAAGCUAAAAGAGCCGUUAGUGAUGUACUGUCGAUUGCCCGGAAAUCUGCAGUAUCUUGAGGUCCGACCUCCCGGGUCUAUGUUCCCGCACUACUUUAUACAGUCCAUGGCUUAUAAAGGGUACGUUCUGGAAACAUUUAAAAGCGGUUACUUCAAGCUGCACUUGAGCAACGACUUAACAGUCGACGGUAUAACUUGUCUGACGUUUCAGAAGAAAUCCAUAUCAAAACUACAGGUCUUGUAUGGACGAUCUGCAGUUAUGCUCAACAACGUCCAUCUGAGAUUUGAAACUGGCCGUAUAGAUGAUUUGUACGAUUUCUUCAAUGAGGGAUGGAGCGUCUAUCUAUACAAUGAACAAGCAGAAAUAGUACUCAACAUGGCAAAGCAUCUUAAGCCCAAGAAUAAACCUGAGGGUAAAACGCUGGAAGAAACCUUGAAACUCUUAGGUGAAGGCAUCAAAAGCGGGACAAAGGACUUAGAAGGUGAGUUACGACGGCUGUCCAGUUCUAAAAAGUCGCAGUACUUCGAAGUUAUAGCGGACUUCGUCAUUGACUUCCUGUCAGACAACGAAGUACUAUUCCCCAUGUACAUCACACCGCAAUAUUUGGGUGAAUUUACUUACGAAGCGGAACUAAACUGCCAUACUUUUAAGCGGCGCAAGAACAGCAUACAGAAUAUGCUAUCGUUAUCAGAUUUUAAUACUUGGAAUAAAACGUUCUGA
Messenger RNA from Pectinophora gossypiella (pink bollworm), 4143 nucleotides. Its product is annotated as cilia- and flagella-associated protein 61-like. The record is from RefSeq and is a predicted model, not a curated record. NCBI's taxonomy places the organism in Eukaryota, Metazoa, Arthropoda, Insecta, Lepidoptera, Gelechiidae. The coding region runs from base 1 to 4143 and encodes 1380 amino acids. The transcript has 29 exons.